Molecule: messenger RNA, 957 nt
Organism: Paramuricea clavata
Lineage: Eukaryota; Metazoa; Cnidaria; Anthozoa; Malacalcyonacea; Plexauridae
Source: the annotation of a GenBank genome assembly
AUGGCAACCAUGCAGGUUUCAAACAUUGUUCUUGUCUUUUCAGUUGUGUUUAAAUUCAUUGCGAUGAUUAUUGGAGUUUUGGGAAAUAUCACAGUCAUAAUUUAUACAAUUUUCUCGGGCAAAGAAAAGACAGCGACAUCUUACUUGGUAGGAAACUUGGGACUGGCAGAUCUUCUCGUGUGUUUAACAUUUUAUCCAAUAUCGAUCAUUGAGCUGAUACAGAUUAUAUUAAACAUUGGCAAUGAUCAGGAUCUAUUCUGUAAGUUGCAUCGUUCUACCAUCUGGGCAUUGCUGUUUGCUUCAGUGGCUACACUUCUCGCAAUUACUGUUGAUCGGUAUUUGUAUAUUAUAAAACCUCUGAAGUAUCCACUGAUUGUGACAAAACGACGAGUUUUUCUCGCUAUUUGGGGAAUUUGGUUAGCUGUCUGUUGUCUUUGCACUGUCUUAGUAUUUCGUUUUCGGAGAUCAGUUGACUCUGGACUAAGGAGUCUUUGCUCCGCAGAUGAACAUACGUACUUGUUAUUGAAGAUCUUUGUUGGUUAUGUUCCACUUAUUUUAAUCUUUAUUCUCAAUUUCCAAAUUUUCAAUGUCGCACGGAAACAGCGGAAACGAAUCUUGGCUGAAGCAACGGUAACCAUUAACAUUUCCAGCGAAAUGUCAUCCAAAAGACUGAUUGGCAUCGUCCGUCUUCUCGUCGGUUUCAAGGCAGCUAAGACAUUUGCUAUCGUUGUCGCACUGUUAACAUUCUGUGUCCUUACUCCAACUGUGGUUAGCAAAGCGAUAAGAAGUUGUACGGAGCCAUGUCGUCAGAUGUGGUUCAUCGUUUUCCAAUACGAUUUUUAUGGAAUGAACUCAAUUGUGAACGCAUUCAUCUAUGGAUUGAGACAUAUCAAAUACAGAAAAGCUUAUGGAAAUAUUCCUUUGAAAUUGCUUUGCUGUAAUAAACUCACAAAUUGA